Messenger RNA from Papaver somniferum (opium poppy), 1364 nucleotides. RefSeq lists its product as uncharacterized. The transcript has 7 exons. Lineage: Eukaryota; Viridiplantae; Streptophyta; Magnoliopsida; Ranunculales; Papaveraceae. The record is from RefSeq and is a predicted model, not a curated record. Bases 392 to 1198 code for a protein of 268 amino acids.
UGUUAGCAAAAAACUUUGCAGGAUGUAUUAUUGCUGCUAAAUCUUUCCCAUGUAAUCCAUUAGGUACUCUCUGUUUUUGUCAACUGUUUUUGGUGUUUAUAUGUGUUUUUUACAUCCUUAUUACCUGAAUAAGUCUACACUUUAUGUAAUGGGUAAUCACCUUUUCUAUAAAUAAAUAAGAGGAAUACUUCAUCUUGGAAAAAUGCUAAAAGAAAAGAUUAAGUGGAAGCUGAAUUGGUCAAGAUUACAGAAUAGAUAUAAGAAAUGACAGGCAAGUUUAAACUGACUUGGUCUACACCAAAAUCAAUAACCAAGCAGUCCCCUUCAACUUCAAGAGUUCAAGUUUCCUUCAUCCUUCACUCCCUCAACGGUGCCGAUCUACUUAUCAAGUAUGGCUGAAUCUUCUUCUUCCCUGCAAAAUAUAAACUCAGUGAUUGAGCAAGUUAUCAUCAAGAACAAGUAUGGUGAAAAGCUUGUGGGCGUAUUAUACGAAACUAGCUCAAAAGAAGUCAUAAUCCUAUGCCAUGGACUUGCAUCCAAGAAGGAAUGUUCGGUUAAUUUAAUCCUCACCGAUGCUUUAACAAAAGAAGGAAUCAGUGUUUUCUGCUUUGAUUUCUCAGGAAACGGGGAAAGUGAAGGUACUUUUGAGUUCGGUAAUUACAGUAAAGAGGCUGAUGAUUUGCAUUCUGUAGUCAUGUAUUUCUCAGGGCUGAAACGGGUGAUUGGUGGAAUUCUCGGUCAUGGUAAAGGAGGAAAUUCAGCGCUUGUAUAUGCUUCUAAGUAUCAUGAUGUAGCAACAGUUGUGAGUCUUUCUGCGCGCUACUAUAUGGAUAAAGGAAUCGAAGAGUUGUUGGGUAAAGAUUAUAUGUCAAGAAUUAAGGAAAAGGGAUAUUUGGAUUUUAUUGGUGAUGAAGGAACUCAGUACCGCGUCACAGAAGAGAGUUUAAUGGAACGCCUUGGUACUGAUAUGCAUGCCUUGUGCCUCUCAAUUGCACCCGAUUGCAGGGUGUUUUCUGUUUAUGGUGAUGCAUCUGCACUUAUGAAAGAUUUAUUCGAGUUUAUUGAAGCCAUACCUAAUAACAAAACGCGUAUUGUCGGAGGCGCUGAUCAUAAUUUCAAUAAUCAUCAAUCUGGUUUAGUUAUGAUGGUGAUGUCUAUUAUAAAGGAACGUCUUCAGAAGACCCAACAUCACCCAUAAUUCCAGGACCAUAUUCAACUUCGUAAAGUUAUACUGUAGCUGCUAAUCAGCGGUAGCUAAUAUGUAUUUUCGAGAGUAAUUGUUUACAACUUUGUUCACUUAAACUCAUCUAUGUAAAUUUUUGUUACAACUUGAAUAAAUUUGUACCCAGCUGUCUCUUCAAGAA